GUUCAAGUAGGUCGAAGCACAAUCACUGAAGACACCGAGGAGGAAAGACUGUAUUAGUUUGAGUUUGUGUUGUCUGGAGACAUGUUGGUUUAUGUACUUUUCUGUUCCUUGGUCGCCACCACCGCUGUAUCUGGCUCGGGAAACCAUUGCAGUCUUCCGAUGGAAAUAGGGUUUUGCAAAGCAGCGAUGCCCCGUUUCUACUACAACAGCCUGACUGGAGAGUGUGAGAAGUUUACUUAUGGAGGUUGUGGAGGAAACAAAAACAAUUUUCUAACGAAGGAAUCGUGUUUGAAAGAAUGUAAAAAGGAAGAAGUUAAUGAUUGCUGUCUCCCGUCAGAUACAGGACCAUGUUUUGCUUUAUUUAAUCGCUUCUACUACGACAAAGUCACCAAGAGAUGCAAAAAGUUUAUCUACGGUGGAUGCGCUGGAAACGGAAACAACUUCACCUCUAAGAGGAAGUGUAAGAAAACUUGCCGGGAUGUACUGUGCUAGAGAUGGAAUUGCUGAGCAAAUAUAGUUUACCUUGGGCUGGAGAAGAAUUCUGAUGACCGUAGUGCAUUCUGAGUGCUUUUAAUUAUUUACCUAAAGUUUCCUGAAAUAAAGAUGUCUACAGCUUA
Molecule: messenger RNA, 617 nt
Organism: Pocillopora verrucosa
Lineage: Eukaryota; Metazoa; Cnidaria; Anthozoa; Scleractinia; Pocilloporidae
Product: kunitz-type serine protease inhibitor bitisilin-3-like
Molecular function (GO): serine-type endopeptidase inhibitor activity
Source: RefSeq, a predicted model, not a curated record